Messenger RNA from Erinaceus europaeus (western European hedgehog), 973 nucleotides. RefSeq names its product olfactory receptor 4K3. Lineage: Eukaryota; Metazoa; Chordata; Mammalia; Eulipotyphla; Erinaceidae. Gene Ontology annotation, cellular component: membrane. Bases 26 to 973 code for a protein of 315 amino acids. Gene Ontology annotation, biological process: G protein-coupled receptor signaling pathway. Gene Ontology annotation, molecular function: olfactory receptor activity; G protein-coupled receptor activity. The transcript has a single exon. The record is from RefSeq and is a predicted model, not a curated record.
AGAGUCCUUCUAGAAAUUGGAGCAAAUGGGCAGGAAUAACCAGUCAGUGGUAACUGAAUUCAUACUACAGGGUCUCUCCAGUUCUUGGGAACUACAAGUUUUCUAUUUCCUAUUUUUCUCCACUGUCUAUGCAGCCACUGUACUGGGGAAUCUCCUAAUUGUGCUCACCAUCAUGUCAGAGUCACGCCUUCACUCCCCCAUGUACUUUCUGUUGGGCAAUCUCUCCUUCAUUGACAUGUCUCUGGCCUCAUUUGCAACUCCCAAAAUGAUUGCAGAUUUUCUCAGUGAACGGAAAGCCAUCUCUUUUGAAGGGUGUAUCACUCAGAUAUUCUUUCUACAUCUCUUGGGGGGAGCUGAGAUCGUCCUGCUGAUAGCCAUGUCCUUUGAUAGAUACGUGGCUAUAUGCAAGCCUCUACGUUAUUUGACCGUCAUGAACCGGAAAAUGUGUAUUGGGCUUGUAACGCUUUCCUGGAUUGUUGGAAUCUUUCAUGCCAUGAGUCAGUUAGCAUUUACUGUGAACCUGCCCUUCUGUGGUCCCAAUGAAGUGGACAGCUUCUUUUGUGACCUUCCCUUGGUAAUUAAACUUGCCUGUGUGGACACUUAUAUUCUGGGAGUGUUUAUGAUUUCAACCAGUGGCAUGAUUGCCCUGGUGUGCUUUAUCCUCUUGGUGAUCUCCUACACCAUCAUCCUGGUCACUGUUAGGCAACGUUCUUCUGGUGGGUCCUCCAAAGCCCUCUCCACCUGCAGUGCCCACUUCACUGUGGUGACCCUUUUCUUUGGCCCAUGCAUUUUCAUCUAUGUGUGGCCUUUUGAAAAUUUCCCAAUAGACAAAGUGCUCUCAGUCUUUUAUACCAUUUUCACUCCCCUCUUGAAUCCAGUCAUCUAUACCCUUAGAAAUAAAGAUGUGAAGAAUUCCAUGAGGAAACUCAGUGGCCGUAUUUUUAAAUCUAGUAAAACAGACCAUAACCCUUGA